GUGGUAAAUUUAAUUGUUCGAGCCACAUUAGGUGCAGACUCACACGCUUGGCUAAAUUGAGGACGCAAACGUGAACUCGCGGUACAUAAAUGAGAUAGCAAAACACUGAGGAAACCGUAGGAUGGAUCCUAACCGGAUAAUGCAGGCUCUCAAAGGGACUAUCGACCCUAAUCUGAGAAUAGCGGCGGAAAAUGAACUCAAUCAGUCUUACAAGAUCAUAAACUUUGCACCAACCCUGCUUCAGAUCAUUGUAUCAGAGCAGGUAGAGUUUCCUGUUCGCCAUGCAGCGGCCAUCUACCUGAAGAACAUGGUGAGUCAGUACUGGCAGGACAGGGAGCCAUCUCUCGGGGAAGUCAUCUUUCCGUUCAAUAUCCACGAGAAUGACCGGCAGCAGAUCAGAGAUCACAUAGUGGAGGGCAUCAUCCGCUGUCCAGAGUCCAUACGUGCCCAGCUGACUAUGUGUUUGCGAGCCAUCAUCAAGUAUGACUUCCCCGGCCGCUGGACAGCCAUCGUGGACAAGAUUGGCAUGAACCUGCAGUCUCUGAGCAGCGGCAGUUGGUACGGCAGCCUGCUGGCUCUCUACCAACUGGUCAAAACCUAUGAGUAUAGAAAGGCUGAUGAGAGGGAGCCUUUGCUAGCAGCCAUGCAAAUCUUUCUGCCGAGGAUCCAGCUGCUCAUCAGCCAACUGCUGUCUGAUGCCACCAUUUUCUCUGUCCUAAUCCAAAAACAGAUACUCAAGAUAUUCCAUGCUCUUGUACAGUAUUCGUUACCUCUCCAGCUGAUAAACAACACGGUGAUGACUCAGUGGAUGGAAAUCCUCAGAGCCAUAAUGGACCGAGAAGUCCCUGCUGAGACUUUGGAGGUUGAUGAGGAUGACCGUCCUGAACUGGCAUGGUGGAAGUGCAAGAAGUGGUCGUUGCGCAUUAUCACCAGACUGUUUGAGCGUUAUGGAAGUCCUGGCAAUGUGACAAAAGAGUACAGCGAGUUUGCUGACUUUUUUCUUAAGACAUAUGCAGUUGGCAUACAACAGGUUCUGCUGAAAGUGGUUGACCAGCACCGACAGAAGCAGUUCAUUACUCCUCGUGUCCUGCAGCAAUGUCUCAACUACCUCAACCAGGGCCUGUCACACUCCCUGACCUGGAAACAGAUGAAGCCACACAUGCAGACCAUAUGCCAAGAGGUCAUCUUCCCUCUGAUGUGUUACAAAGAUGAGGAUGAGAAGCUCUGGCAGGAAGACCCCUAUGAGUACAUCCGCAUGAAGUUCAACCUAUAUGAUGACCAUGCCCUCCCAGCUACCGCUGCCCAGAGCCUCUUGUGUAAAGCUGCCCGCAAACGUAAGGAGGUUCUUCCUCAGAUGAUGGAGUUCUGCCACCAGAUACUGAUGGACCCCUCUGCAAAUCCCCGCAGUAAGGAUGGAGCACUGCACUGCAUCGGUGCUCUGGCUGAGCUUAUACUGAGGAAGCGGAUGUACAGGGAGAAGAUGGAGCUGAUACUGCAAAACUAUGUUUUUCCUUUGCUCAACUCACCCAUGGGUUACCUGCGAGCCAGAUCCUGUUGGGUGCUCCAUUCAGUCAAUUCAUGCUGGGUGCUCCACUCGUUCAGCCCCCUAAGUUUCCAGGAUGAGCUGGUUCUGAGGAAUGCUGUUGAGUUAGUAAAACAGGAUCUCAUCGACGACAAAGAGAUGCCGGUCAAGGUGGAGGCUGCCAUUGCUCUGCAGACAUUGGUCAGCAACCAGGAGCAAGCCAAGCUCUACAUCAGGCCAUACAUCCAGCCAGUCAUGCAGGAGAUGCUGCAUGUGGUGAAAGAGACAGAGAAUGACGACUUGACUAAUGUCAUUCAGAAGAUGAUCUGUGAGUACAACCAGGAGGUUGCGGCCAUUGCUGUGGAUAUGACACAGAACCUGGCAGAUAUCUUCACCAGGGUUCUUCAGAGUGAGGAGUAUGAGGAAAACGAAGACAAGACUGUCAUGGCCCUUGGCCUCCUUAGCACCAUCGACACCAUACUCACUGUCAUGGAGGACCACAAAGAGAUCACUCAGAAGUUGGAAGGGAUCUGUUUGCAGGUGAUCGGCCUGGUCUUGCAGAAACCCAUCAUAGGUAUGGCAGAGUUCUAUGAGGAGAUCCUCUCUCUGGCAUUUGGCCUCACCUGUCAGACCAUUUCUCCCCAGAUGUGGCAGCUACUUGGCAUCUUGUACGAGGUCUUCCAGCAUGACUGCUUUGAUUACUUCACAGAUAUGAUGCCUCUUUUGCACAACUACAUCACUGUGGAUACAGAAAUGCUCUUGUCUAACCCAAAACACUUAGAGGUCAUUUACAGCAUGUGCAAAAAGGUGCUGACCAUAGAUGCAGGUGAGGAUGCAGAGUGUCAUGCUGCCAAACUGUUGGAGGUCAUCAUACUGCAGUGCCGAGGCAGAGGCAUCGACCAGUGCAUCCCUCUGUUUGUGGAGGCAGUGCUGGAGCGUUUGAUGAGAGGGGUGAAAUCCAGUGAACUGAGAACCAUGUGCCUUCAGGUGGCCAUCGCUGCUCUUUACUACAAUCCAGUGCUACUCAUACACACUCUGGACAACAUGCACUUCCCACACAACCCGCAGCCCAUUACUGCACACUUCAUCAACCAGUGGAUGAAUGACACAGAGUUAUUUCUGGGGCUUCAUGACCGGAAGAUAUGUAUCAUCGGCCUGAGUGUGCUGAUGGAGCUGCCCAACCGGCCAGCAGUGCUUGAUGGUGUUGCUGCCCAGAUCAUCCCCUCCAUCCUGCUUCUUUUCCUGGGUCUCAAGCACCUUCACACCUCUCGCCUCAUCAACAAACCAGAUGUGCCGGCCCAAACAGGGCACCAAGAUGAAGACCAGAAUGAGGAGAUUCCCAGUGAUGAAGAUGAGGUUAAUGAGAACUGGAAUGCCAUGCAGCAGCAGUCCGGCACAGUGACAAACCAUGGCAGUGAGGAAGAUGAUGAAGAUGAAUGCUUGGAUGAUGACUGCUUUGAGGGUACGCCCCUCGAAGAAUAUAGCACACCGCUCGACUACGACAAUGGCGAGGACGAGUAUCAGUUCUUUACCGCCGCACUGCUUGGGGUGCAGAACCGUGAUGCAAUCUGGUACCAGAGUCUGACUGGUCCACUCAGUGAUGACCAGAAGAAACAACUGCAGGAGAUAUACAGCAUCUCACAGCAACGUAGGAGCACUGCCACAAAGGGCCAAUGAGUGCUGAUGAGACAGAUGAACUGCAGAAUCAGUGAAGAGGGCCGGAGAAAGAGAUCAUACCUUAAUGGAUCCCAACAAAACUAGGUUCCAGAUUGCAAUCAGAAUUGGAUGAGUACCAGGGGCUGGAUUGGCAUUAUAGCAGUUUGAGUCCUAGUGCACUGUAUAAAACCACAUCUACUACUGGAAUAUUUCAAUGACCACAACUGGACGGUUAUCGUGUGUGUGUGUGUGUGUGUGUGUGUGUGUGUGUGUGUGUGUGUGUGUGUGUGUGUGUGUGUGUGUGUGUGUGUGUGUGUGUGUGUGUGUGUGUGUGUGUGUGUGUGUGUGUGUGUGUGUGUGUGUGUGUGUGUGUGUGUGUGUGUGUGUGUGUGUAUUUCAGUGAAAGAUUUGCAUUAUAAUUUCUUUGACCAGCAUAUAUGUUCACGUACAGUGCAGUCCUUUGAUCCAAGUAAUUUUAGUGUGCCUGUGUGGGUCCGACUAACUGUAAAAAAAUAAAACUUCAACAUGUGCAUUUGUAUGUACCUGUAUCUGAAAACUUUUAUCAUCUCAUGAGGUGAGCUCCUAUCCAGAAAAAAAAAAAAGAGCCUGAUUUCUGUUUGGGGGGGGGGGGCUUUUGUACAGAUUACAGACAAUUGAGAAGAAUGAGGUCCAAGACUUGUGACCACAGACAAAUUAAAUGUAAAAUGGGAGCGAUGUCUAAAAAGAAGCAGUUUUUAGUGUUCUUUUCCUACCUUAAUUAAAUGUUUCUGUUUCCCCAAGAAGCAUUGUGUCUAAAUAUCGUCUCACAAAGCCACUAAUAUGGCUGUUAAAAUAGUAUUGUUUGAUAAAAAAUAAACACAAAGGACAGCUGAUCCUGAUGUCAUUGUUAUUAGUUUUGCAGAGAAACAAAAACUACAACUAUUCACUAUUUUUACAUGUUUAUAGACAAAGAAUUUCUAGCAAUAGUGUUAUUAUUGCUAGCUGUAGAUUGCUACAUUUGGGAGACUCAAGCUGUGUGUUUACUGGGUUGCAAUUGCAGCUGAUAUAUUGCAGAGCAAAUGUCUGGUUUUGCUGGUCUGAUAUUGAACCACUUUUGUUAAUGUACAGCUCUUUAAAAAUCUCAAACAUAAUAAAUUUGUUCUUUGUUCA
Molecule: messenger RNA, 4327 nt
Organism: Platichthys flesus (European flounder)
Lineage: Eukaryota; Metazoa; Chordata; Actinopteri; Pleuronectiformes; Pleuronectidae
Gene: ipo8
Product: importin 8
Exons: 26
Coding region: 122-3199 (1025 amino acids)
Biological process (GO): protein import into nucleus
Cellular component (GO): nuclear envelope; cytosol
Molecular function (GO): small GTPase binding
Source: RefSeq, a predicted model, not a curated record